Aegilops tauschii subsp. strangulata is the source of this 516-nucleotide messenger RNA. RefSeq lists its product as uncharacterized. NCBI's taxonomy places the organism in Eukaryota, Viridiplantae, Streptophyta, Magnoliopsida, Poales, Poaceae. The record is from RefSeq and is a predicted model, not a curated record.
AUGGAUUCCAAUUUGGAGUACAUAUACGAGCGGUAUGUUGAGUCGUCCAAUGACACGUCGGACGAGGAGGAGUACUAUGAUGAGACAGCGAUGAUGCAGGCGGUCCUUGAAGACGCGGAGCGUAUGGAGGAGCAUGUUCUCAAUUUCAAGGGCUCAAUCAAGGAUCAUCGAGUGCUCAACUAUAAUAGAGCGCGUGACCAUUUUACACUGAUAGCCAGCUACUUUUCCCCCGAUGCACUCUGCGCUGACCAUUUUCGCCGCAUUUUCAGAUGCAAGAUUGUCUUCGAUCAUUUGUAUCAUUGUGUACAGUCCUAUGAUGACUACUUCAUCCUGAGGAAGGACGUCGUGGGAACGAUUGGGUUCUCUGGUUACCAGAAGUGCAUGGCCACACUCCGGAUGCUUGCAUAUGGCACGGUCGUUGAUUCGUGGGACGAGUACCUAUGGAUGUCUGAUAGCACAUGCGGAGAUGCGAUGGUCAGGUUUGCUACUCCCAUGGCCGAGGUGUUCAGAUCUUAG